This is a messenger RNA of Priapulus caudatus, 1473 nucleotides long. RefSeq names its product ERO1-like protein beta. Gene Ontology annotation, biological process: protein folding in endoplasmic reticulum. The transcript has 13 exons. Gene Ontology annotation, molecular function: thiol oxidase activity; protein-disulfide reductase activity; FAD binding. Lineage: Eukaryota; Metazoa; Priapulida; Priapulimorpha; Priapulimorphida; Priapulidae. Gene Ontology annotation, cellular component: endoplasmic reticulum membrane; endoplasmic reticulum. The coding region runs from base 85 to 1473 and encodes 462 amino acids. The record is from RefSeq and is a predicted model, not a curated record.
GUUCUCGCAAAAUGUUUUGAAGAUGCUCUGAAUAGUGAAUAAGCAGUUUCAGUUUGGUACUGCUCUCUUCGAAUAUCGGAAGAGAUGAAGUCCUUCCACGUACACCAGGCGCUCUCCAUACUUGUUAUGUCAGUGUUGUUGAAAUGUAAUUGCCAUGUAGGCCGAUCCGAUGACUUGUUAAGUUGUUUUUGCCAGCUGGUGGGACAGGUGGACGACUGCGGCUGUGACAUCAACACCGUCGAUCACUUCAACAAUGCGAGGAUAUGGCCUCUGCUGCAACCGCUGUUGAACAGGGACUACUUUCGCUUCUUCAAGGUUAAUCUCAACAACGGCUGUCCCUUCUGGCCGGAUGACUCGCAGUGUUCCAUAGAAGCCUGCUCAGUGGACGCUUGCAAGGACGAGGAUGUACCGGGUGGCCUCUUGCAGAAUGGAAAUGGCCAGGGGAACCAAUAUAAGUACUCGGCAGAGGCGCAGGAGAGCAGCGAGGCGUGCGUGGGCAGCCCGGAGAGCGGACAGCCGGCGUGCACGGGCAGCCAGCCGGGCCGCGUGGUUGAGCAGGAGGGCAGGAAGAUGACCGAGAAGCCAGCGUGUGCGGAGGAGGAGGGCAAGGAGCUUGGUGCCUUGGAUCCGACGAUCAGCAAGGAAACCCUGGAAGCGAUUCAGACUUGGAAGCAGUUCGACGAUGCGCAGGACAUGUUCUGCCAGAUAGAUGACGAGACGUCAGGCGAAUACGUUGACCUGCUGCUCAACCCGGAACGCUACACGGGAUAUCGGGGCGCAUCAGCUCUCCGCAUCUGGAGGACGAUCUACGAAGAAAACUGCUUCAAACCAAAGCCGGGAUACGGCGACUACAUCACGUCACGGACUGUGGGAGAUCUGUGCCUGGAGAAGAGGGCGUUUUUCCGUGCGGUGUCCGGCCUGCAUGCCAGCAUCAACAUCCACCUGUGCGCCGAUUACCUGUUUCCAGGUUUGGGACAGCUUACCCCUCCCAAGUGGGGACCCAACCCAGAAGAGUUUAGACGCCGGUUCGACCCAGUGUUUACCGAUGGCGAGGGCCCACAAAGGCUCAAGAACCUUUACUUUGUUUACCUACUGGAACUGAGAGCUCUUGCAAAGGCUGCACCCUACUUUGAAUCGGAGGAUUUCUACAGUGGAGACUCGGUAGAAGAUGCUGAGGUUACGCAGAUAGUGUCUCAGCUGCUCAACAUUGUAAGGUCGUUUCCGAACAACUUUGACGAGAGCGUCAUGUUUCAAGGUGACGUGGAGGUCGCACGGAAGCUGAAGGAAGAGUUCCGGCUUCAUUUCCUCAACAUCUCUCGCAUCAUGGACUGUGUGGGCUGCGACAAGUGCCGACUGUGGGGCAAGCUACAGGUGGGCUGUGGGGGUCAAGCUGCAGGUGGGCUGUGGGGGUCAAGCUGCAGGCUGUCGGAGAGCAUGCAAGCCGUGGAGAGGUUUCGUAAAUUGGUUCGGUAG